CUCUCUCUCUCUCUCCCUCUCUCUUUCUUUAUCCAUCUCCAUUUAUACCUACAGCCAUUCUUCCCUUCGUUUUCAUGGAAGAGGAAAGAGAUAUUGCAUUCUCUCUCUAGGCAAUACACCUCUCUCUCUUUCUUCCGCUGGGUCAGUAUCUUUCUUUUCGUGCCUAGCAAUCUGGGAAUCCUGCAAUUAUGGCUGCACCUCUUCCCGCGAUGCUGCAGCAUUUAUUAUUUGCCAUUCUCCUAUCUCCAGGCCUGCCUUCUCACUGUCUUGUUCUCUCUCUCUCUAGUUUCUUUGUUAUAUAGUCUUCGAACAUUGUACCCCUGGAAAUCAUAACCCACUCAUGACCUAAUAAUCACGGAAAAAAGCUUCUAUUUAUCCCAGUACUCCCACUCGAUUUCCUUCUCAUCCCUCACUCUACUCCACCACCUCUGGCUCUCUUUCCAGCCCUUCUUUCUUCCAAGAAGCUGCUCUUCAUUUAGGAGUUAAUUCUCAGCAGGGAAACUCUUUACAUAUUGCUGAUCCCGAUCUUCCACCUUCUGCCUCAUCGAGCUCAAAUGUCAACCAUCUACCCUGAUCUCUCACUCCACAUCAGUCCACCAUCGGUCUCCGUCGACGGAGCUUCGAUGAUGGGGGCUUUUGGGGGGGAGGCAGGUACGAUCUCUGGUAGCAGCGAGGGCGACAUGGGACACGAUCAAGCCUUCUUGCAGAAUGACCACGGCGGGGAGUUAAACCAUGCUGAACCGAGGUUGAGCCUAGGGCUCCGGUCACCAGGGUCAAGUCUCAGCAAUCACCAUGAGAAGCUUCAUCGUCCUCAGAUCUGUGGAUUUAAGCGGAGUUCGAGGUCGGCCCAUGGAGGAAAGAGGAGCGUUAGGGCUCCGAGAAUGAGGUGGACGUCCACCUUACACGCACAUUUCGUUCAUGCGGUGAAGCUCCUCGGCGGCCACGAGAGAGCUACGCCAAAAUCAGUGUUGGAGCUGAUGAACGUCAAGGAUCUCACACUUGCUCAUGUAAAGAGCCAUCUGCAGAUGUACAGAACAGUGAAGAGCACUGACAGAGGAGAGGCAGGUCAAGGUCAGGCAGAUAUGGGCAUUAGCCAGAGGACAGGGAUGGAGGAAGUGGAGGGAGGACUGCCAUGUGAUAAAGCUGGGAGUGAGAUCACUUCAUCUUAUCAUUCCCUCAGCACACCAACCCCACCAACCACACAGGUCAAAUCUCCUAGAGAGAUAUAUCCAUCUGCAGAGAGGCAUGCUUGGAACCCAUCAAUCAAACAAAAUGGAUUGGCAUAUCCCUUCUUCAGAAGUGAUGAUUUGCUAAGCAAUGACUACCAGGCACUGGUGGAAGAUCAACCCCAAGCACUUACCCAGUCACAGGAACAACGGCUAAACCUGGUGCCAAACUCCAUUGGUGCUGCACAUACCAAGAUGCCUGACCUUGAAAUCUCCUUAGGCAGCCAUGACGCUUCUAAAAUGCUUGUGAAUUAUAUAGCUUGAUCAUUUAAAGAAAUCUGGAAGAAAAAGGAGAAAGAGAUCCUGAUGGUACUGAGAUAACUUGUUUUGGUGGUGUUCAAGUUUUGCUUGGAAGAUGAUGAACUCUCGCUGUCGAGAAUCUGCAGGAGAGCCAAACACAACCGGUGAGUUAUGUGCCUGUAAAGUCUGGUCUCUGGAUAAUUUAGGGUGUGACUGUGUAGAUCAUUCUGACAAGACUCUGAAACAUUUCACAUCUAAGUAGAAGAAAUGUUCCUAAAAUAUUAAGAAAAAGAUCUUUCCCGUUCAACUUCCAAUCCAGCAUUUAUUUGAUUAGUCCGCGGGCUUUAAGAACCAUGGGAUUAGUAGAUCAAAAGGGUAAGGCAAGUUCUUGAUUCAGUGGACAAUUACUAUGGGUAUGUCAUGGCUGCUGCUGCUGCCUCCUCGCAUCAUGCUUGCAGUCAAACCUCAGCAGCAGCAGCAGCAGAAGUCAAUUCCUUCGAGCUUCAUGUCAAUAAUAAAGUAUAAGGAAAAGAAAAUUGUAGGGGAAUGAAAAGAAGGGAACAUCCCGUUCAAGAGGCUUCUGCAGUCUCAUUCAAGAAGUCCUCAUCUUGUAAUUUCUAGCAGAACAGGUAGUGAAUUCGCCAUGUAGAGCUUGAUGGAGAUAUGCAGUGGGGAGCUCGACAAGCUGCGGGGCGAACGCCACGACAUCUUCUCUUCUCCUGGGAGUUCAGGCCUGAGUGUGGAGAAGGGCAUAGUGACGAGAAAGGGAGAGAGGCUUCUCUUCUUAGCUUCCCAGUUCUAAGCCAUGCCACGAAGAGCAAAUUGUUGCAGCAAUCAUAAGAUUGCUCUGUCUUUGAAACCACUCUGCCACUUCUUGUAGACUGCUUCAGCAUUUAGAACAAGCAUUUGAGACAUGUAUCAGCUUCAAAAUAUUCGGUAUAUAUAAUCUUCAAUGAUCUAACAA
Musa acuminata AAA Group (dessert banana) is the source of this 2430-nucleotide messenger RNA. Its product is annotated as probable transcription factor KAN4. Gene Ontology annotation, biological process: regulation of DNA-templated transcription; abaxial cell fate specification. The transcript has 6 exons. Lineage: Eukaryota; Viridiplantae; Streptophyta; Magnoliopsida; Zingiberales; Musaceae. Gene Ontology annotation, molecular function: transcription cis-regulatory region binding. The coding region runs from base 555 to 1490 and encodes 311 amino acids. The record is from RefSeq and is a predicted model, not a curated record.